This is a messenger RNA of Cucurbitaria berberidis CBS 394.84, 1385 nucleotides long. Its product is annotated as beta subunit of citrate lyase. Lineage: Eukaryota; Fungi; Ascomycota; Dothideomycetes; Pleosporales; Cucurbitariaceae. Bases 80 to 1036 code for a protein of 318 amino acids. Gene Ontology annotation, molecular function: magnesium ion binding; catalytic activity. The transcript has 3 exons. Gene Ontology annotation, biological process: oxaloacetate metabolic process. The record is from RefSeq and is a predicted model, not a curated record.
GCUAUCCCGCAAUUGCUAUUGAUAUACUUCGUUUCGCUCUUAUACUUGGACAUUUGAGAUUUGACAACUGGUGAUCAAGAUGGCAGCCCCAAUUAUCCGGAGGGCGUGCAUGUACGUCCCCAGUUCUUCGAAGAAAAUGCUAGAGAAGUCCUUCGCGAUGCACGCCGAUAAUGUAACCUACGACCUCGAAGAUAGCGUUGCACCACACAUGAAGAGCGAAGCACGUUCCAACCUCCGCACUAUUCUAGAUAAACAGCGGCCUUCGGGCAUCAAGGAGAUGUGUGUACGGAUCAAUAGCGUAGACACCAGCCUGGCGCUCGGUGAUCUUACAGAGGUUUUGAAGGGCCAAUACCUAGACGCCAUCAUGCUACCCAAGACUGAGAGCGCGGCAGAUCUGCAUUUUGUUACAGAUGUAAUUCGGCAUCUGGCGCCAGAACGCCAUCCAAGCUCGGGGCAAGGAAGCAGAGAGCCCGUGCGGAUUAUCGCGUUGAUUGAGAGUGCGAAGGCGAUCCAGAACCUCGGUGAAAUAUGCAAAGCGAGUCCGUACUUGAGCGGCCUCGUCUUUGCGGCUGAGGACUUUGCAAAGGACAUGAGCUUGACGCGGACGCCCUCCUUGAUUGAGUUUCUAUAUGCAAGAUCUGCCAUCGCGACAGCAGCCCGCGCCGCUCUUCUUCCUUCAACCAUCGAUCUCGUCUGUACAUCCUACAAAGGUGAUGAUGGCCUCAAAACGCUCGAAGAAGAAUGCCUAAACGGCAAGGGCAUGGGUUUCAAUGGCAAACAGUGCAUACAUCCAAGUCAGAUCGCGGUGUGUCAUAAAUCGUUUAGCCCAAGGGAGAAGGAGGUUGAGUGGGCGGCGAGAGUAGUCAUGGCAGAUCAAAAAGCUAGUAAGGCAGGACGAGGGGCGUGGACACUAGACGGAAAGAUGAUUGAUGUGCCUGUUGUCAAGAAGGCGCAUGCGGUACUGAAGCAUGCGGAGGUUUGUGAAAUUGAUGUCGAGGCUAUUAGGCAGAGGUGGCAGCAGCAGGAGCCAGAGUAGAUAUCCCCGAGGAUCGUUGUAACACUACAGGCUUCCUUUAACUCGAGUGAAGCGUAUCUACAAGGUAAUCAUAACACUCGCGUUCUUAUACCAGCUCAAUAGCGGAUUAUCCCCAUUCUUUGUACUCGUCUCUGCGAUAUUCGCUCUACCGGCCAUGAAGUCUUCAUGUAGGUAUGUGCGCGCGAAGCGUCCUGUUAUCGCUGUAUACAUGGGCUCCAUAACUUCAAAGUCUGUGGGGAAAAGGAUGUCGAAGUAGCCUUGGUGGACCUAAGGCGUAGUAACAGGAAUCAUCUGCCUUUUAUACCUCGUCUGUACAACUGGCGCAUUCAACCCUUCCACUGUCUCCCCC